AAGAGUCGCGUCCGGUUCGGUUUCCUGUCAGUGCACACACAGGUUUUGAUUCGAGCCGGUAGGUUUGCUGCGCGUAUAGCUAUCAGUCCCCGUCCGAACAUGAAGCAAGUGUGCAUUGUUCUGGCCGUGCUGCUCUGUACGGCAGCCGUCGCGGACGCCAUGGUGUUUACCUACGCGUCCACGUGUGCGAGAUGUAAGAGCAUUGGAGCGCGCUACUGUGGCUACGGGUACGUCAGCCGGAAGGGAGUCUCAUGCGACGGACAGACGGCCAUCAAUAGCUGUGAGGACUGCAAGCGAAGGCUGGGCCGCUGUUCGUCCUCGUUCAUUACGGAGUGCUUCUUGUGAGCGCGUCGAGCCGUCGAAUCACACCGGAAGAAGAAGGUGGCGUCCGUGUGCAGUUUGCCGCUCGCGGAUGGCUGGUUUGAUUUUAACGCUAAGCUUUUAUUAUUUAAAUAUGAGAAAUAAAUCUAUUUUUAUGUAAGCAAA
Molecule: messenger RNA, 486 nt
Organism: Anopheles stephensi (Asian malaria mosquito)
Lineage: Eukaryota; Metazoa; Arthropoda; Insecta; Diptera; Culicidae
Exons: 3
Coding region: 100-345 (81 amino acids)
Source: RefSeq, a predicted model, not a curated record